Molecule: messenger RNA, 1374 nt
Organism: Pieris macdunnoughi
Lineage: Eukaryota; Metazoa; Arthropoda; Insecta; Lepidoptera; Pieridae
Source: the annotation of a GenBank genome assembly
AUGGGCAAAGGCAAAGUUGAAAACGUGGGUAUCCACGCUAUGGAAAUUUACUUUCCCUCGCAAUAUGUUGAUCAAGUGGAAUUGGAAAAAUAUGAUGAAGUCGCUGCUGGGAAAUAUACAAUUGGUUUAGGGCAAAGUAAAAUGGCAUUUUGCACAGAUAGAGAAGAUAUUAACUCCAUCUGUCUCACAGUGCUUCAUAGACUUGUUGAAAAGAACAGCAUUAACCUUCAUGACAUUGGACGCCUUGAGGUUGGUACUGAAACAAUUAUUGAUAAAAGUAAAAGUGUAAAAACAUUUCUUAUGACCCUGUUUGCCAAAGAAGGUGCAACAGAUAUUGAAGGCAUAGACACAACUAAUGCCUGUUAUGGAGGGACUGCAGCAUUAUUUAAUGCUAUUAAUUGGGUGGAAUCAUCUUCAUGGGAUGGAAGGAAGGCUAUUGUGGUUGCUGGAGAUAUUGCAGUAUAUGGUAAAGGUCCAGCUAGACCUACUGGAGGAGCUGGGGCAGUUGCAAUGCUCAUAGCUCCUGAUGCCCCUUUAGUGUUUGAUUGUGGAGUUCGUGCUUCGUACAUGACCCAUGCCUAUGAUUUCUACAAACCCGAUCUUGCAUCUGAAUUUCCUUAUGUUGAUGGGAAGCUUUCUAUUCAGUGCUACCUUAGUGCAUUGGACAACUGCUAUAAUUUAUUUUCUAAAAAAAUGAGGGCCAUAGAUCCUAACUUUAAAGGUUUAUUGAGUCUAGAUGGAAUGCUAUUUCACUCACCAUAUUGUAAAUUAGUUCAAAAAUCAUUGGCUAGAGUGAGUUUUAAUGAUUUCCUAAAUACACCUUAUGAAGAAAGAGAAAGUAAAUUCCCUGGUCUCUCACAGUUCAAUGAGUUUAAGCGGGAAAACACAUAUUUUGAUAGAGAUGUUGAGAAGGCAUUUAUGACCUACAGUAAGGAUUUAUUUGAAGCAAAAACAAAACCUUCUCUGCAUUUGGCUAGAAAUGUGGGUAAUAUGUACACUCCAUCUUUAUAUGGUGGUCUUGUAUCCUACCUAGUAAGCAAGUCUCCAGAACAAUUAAUUGGAAAAAAAUUUGCUUUAUUCUCAUACGGAUCAGGUUUAGCAUCAACUAUGUAUUCAAUUAACAUUUGCAAUGACAUGAGCGCUGGAUCAAAGUUGGAGAAAUUAAUAAAUUCUGUUAAUGAAAGUGUGUCACUAUUAGAGAAACGUAUGAGUGUAGAACCACAAAAGUUCUCGGAUUAUAUGCAAGUUAGGACAGAAAACUACCACACUGCUCCAUAUGAGCCCUCGGGACCAGUGGACACACUUUUUCCCGGUACAUACUAUCUCAUUAAAAUUGAUGACCAAAGAAGGCGUACAUAUGAUAGAAAAUUGUAG